AUGGCUGACGUGGAGAUGGAAAACCCAGCUGCCGAAAUGAAGACCGAGGAGGCACCAGCAACCGCUGCCGCCGAAGUCGCUAGCACGGCAACCACAACCACCACCACGACUACCCCGGCCGCCACAACCGCUGCCGUCGAAGAUUCAGCAUAUGCUGAGGAUGCGACUUACAAGGCGCUUCGAGGCCAACAAGUCAACGUCCCGGUCGCAGUAGCCUUGAUGAAGCUCUUCGAGGAUACGACCGCUGAACCCGCUGAUGUCGAUGACAAAGUUGUUGAGAUGCUCAAAUCGUUCGCGAACGAGCAGGCCACCUACAUAGUCGAAGAGCUGCGGAAGUCGAAACUCUUCGGUGUCCACAACCGGCCUCAAUAUUUGAUGUCGGUGAUGCGCAACUUCCGGGACCGAGUCCGUAAUUUCGGCGCUUCGACUGUCAUGGCAGGACAACUGCUCUGCGGCCCCGAUCAGACGAAGAUGCAAGAAAUCCUUGAUCGCACCAAGUACACAAUCGAAGUCACUGUUGGCCAGAGAAAAUAUGGAGGUCCUCCACCCGACUGGGAUGGACCGACUGGCGGAAAUGGACUUGAGGUCUACAUCGGCCACAUCCCUCAUGAGAUCUACGAAGAUGUCUUGAUCCCGGUCUUUGAAGAAGUUGGCAAAAUCUGGGACCUGAGGCUAAUGAUGGAUCCCCUCACUGGAAAGAACCGCGGUUACGCGUUUCUGACCUACUGCGACAAGGAAAGCGCGAAAGCUGCCGCUAAGAAGUUUGACGGCCACGAAAUUGCCCCUGGAAAAACGCUGAAAGUCAACGUCUCUGUAGCCAACACGCGGCUAUUCAUUGGAAACAUUCCCAAGUCAAAAUCCAAAGACGAAAUUCUGGAAGAGCUAAAAAGUCAUGCAGAGGGCGUAGAGGAUAUUAUCAUCUACACUAACCCGGAUGCUCCCGAUAAGUUCAAGAACCGCGGCUUCUGCUUCGUCGACUUCGUGGACCACAAAUCGGCUUCAGAUGCAAAGAGGAAGUUCACCCAAGGAAAAAACAAAGCGACUAAACCGUUCAACAGCGAAUUGGUGGUCGAUUGGGCCGAGCAGCAAGAGGAGCCAGAUGAGGAGACGAUGGGCAAAGUGAAGGUCGUCUACGUCAGAAAUCUCAAAGAGGCUGUCACCGAAGAGAAGUUAAAGGAAAUGUUCGCACCCUUUGGCGAGAUCGAGCGCAUCAAGAAGAUGAAGGAUUACGCCUUUAUUCACUACAAGGAACGCGAACCUGCCGUGAAGGCCAUCGAAGAGCUCAACAACAAGGAGAUCGAAGGCGUCAACAUCGAAGUGUCACUUGCCAAGCCGAUGAGCGAAAAGAAGAAGCCACGCACCGCUGGCGGAGGUGGUGGCGGCGGACCCGGCGGACCCGGUGCCCACCGCGGCAGAGGAUUCGGAGGACAAGGCUUUGGACGCGGAGGUGGUGGCGGUGGCCCCAACAUGUUCCCUAACCGUGGUGGCUACGAUAUGUAUGGCGGCGGUGGCGGCCCCGGCUACGAUAUGUACGGCGGUGGCAACUACGGUGGAUAUGAUGGUGGCUACGGCGGUGGAUAUGGAGGCGGUUACGGGAUGGGCGGCGGCCCUGGAGGUUAUGGCGGCGGCUACGGUGAUGGUGGUUAUGGCGGCGGCUGGGGCGGAUAUGGCGGCGGCUACGGAGGCGGACCGCGUGGUCGAGGAGGUCCUCGUGGUGGCGGUCCCCGUGGAGGCUUCGUACCCCGUGGCGGACCCCGUGGUGGACCUGCCGGCAACCGCGGCCGAGGCAAGCGACCGGGAGACUGGAACGGAGGCCCGGCUUCAAAACGUGAUAAUGGUGCACCAGACUUUAGCGCCGACGUCAAUAUGAGCUCUUUC
Molecule: messenger RNA, 1878 nt
Organism: Mesorhabditis spiculigera
Lineage: Eukaryota; Metazoa; Nematoda; Chromadorea; Rhabditida; Rhabditidae
Source: the annotation of a GenBank genome assembly